AUGGUGUUCGACGUGCAGGUGCAAGAGCUCGGGCGCCACGAGCUGGACGCAGCAGCGCUCGGUCAAUUGCAGCGCGUCGUGGACCGCAGCGCGUUUGUCGCGAUUGAUACGGAGAUGGGCGGCGUCUCGUGCCACGACACGCCCCGUCCCAGUGUCAUGGACUCGAUCGACGAGCGCUACGCUCAGUACCGAGCAAGCGCCCAGCAGUUCCCGCUCGUGCAGUUCGGGCUCGCGGUUUUCAGCUGGCACGCCGAGUCGCGUGGCUUCCACGUCGAGACGUACCAGUUCCCGCUUUUCCCGCGUUUCCAGGACGAGAAGUGUCGCUCGACGGGAGCGUCGGCCUGUCCAGACCGAAGGUUCCUGGUCCAAGCCAAGUGUCUGCAGUACGUUCGCGCGCACGGCUUCGACCUCAAUGCGUGGAUUGACCGAGGCAUUGGCCACUUGUCGCAUUGCGAGCAACAACAGGAGCCGUACAAGUCGGCGCUGGCAGCGUCGACGAGACCCGAGACCUUGAGACGAUUCGACGCGGACGAACCGGCGCUGAUCACGGACGAGACGCAAGCGUUCCUCGAUCGAUUGACCAGCAAGUUGGAGCAGAGACUCGCGUGUUUCGAGGACAAGGAAGGACAAGAUAGAGGGAUGGAGAUCAGUGGAGAUGGCGAGCAAGACGACGGGACUCGACGUCGUGGACGUUGUCGUGGCAAGAAGGUCGAGGAGGCGAAGAACGGACAACGCGAACGGAGUGGUGGCGAUACAGACGAUUGCAACGCUCCGACUCCGCCAGAGGACACGGCCGAUAUCCACCAGAACGAGAAGGACAACCCGCCGCGUGCCGAUGAAGCCAAUGUCGAGAUCGGGACGGAGGAGGUCGAUAUAGAAGAGGACACCGGAGAGCUUGUGCACGCUGGGCGGCAACAGCUCGUCGAGGGUCUGGAGCAGAGCGACGGCGACGAGGAGGAGAGUUUUGAUCCGAACGAUGACGCGGUCGUCGCGAUGAAGCGGUUCUUGCUGUCACCAGUGCCUGUCGAUCCAACGUCCAGCCCGUGUGGUGUUUACGUGACUGAGCCACUGGCUCCGUUCCGCCGUCACGCCCUCGUGCAGUAUCUCCGUGAGAUCGUUCCCGAUGCGCUGGCAUUGGAUUGCAAGGUGGACAACGUUGGCGACAAAGAAGUCGUGCGGAAUCCGUGGAAACGUCGAGUUCGCAUCGUGCAAGCGCGUUCGCAACGGCAGAAACAAGCGCUGUUGCUAGCUGAGCAACAGCUUGCAGACGUCGAGAUGAGAGAGCGGAAUCUCAGUCUCAUUGGGUUCACGGCUGUGCUGGACGUGGUUGUUGCUGCACGCAAACCAAUCGUUGGGCACAACAUGCUCCUCGAUCUCAUGCAAUGCUACGAGAAAUUCCAUGGGCCGCUGCCAGAGCGCUGUGCCGAGUUCCAGCGAGAGCUCUACGCAUGGCUUGGUGCAAGUGGCGGCAUGUUCGACACCAAGACGCUCGUCACUACGGCGAUGCAGCAACACGACUCGUUUGCUACUCACUUGGCACAUACUUCGCUGGAGCACUGCUUUGACGUGUUGUCAAAGCACCCGUUCUACGGUCCAGGCGUCCAAAGUGUGCAGCCGAGUCGAGAGGCGGAUGCUGAUGCAGCACGUGGGCAGCACGGACAUGAGGCAUCGGAUUCCGUUCAGGCGGCUCCGCUUCAGGCACACCAGGCAGGAUACGAUGCCUUCAUGACGGGGUUUGUGUUCCUGCGGGUGUGCUCUGGUCUGGGCGUAUCGAACGAGUGCGUAGCUUUGCUGGGAAAGUCGCUGCAAGGACCGAGUCCACGCGGCAUCGAAAGAUCGCUCGAGAGGGUGCGAAACGGGUUGUUCGUGAGCCACUUCCUGCCCACGUACGUGCUGCAGCUCCCGGGUCCGUUUCCGCAGCCGACCUUGACGCCAUCGCGCUCUCGAUUCGUCCGGAUGAAGCUCUCGCGCACACGUGCACCGCCGGUGUCAAGCACGACGUCUUUGCCAAGCGGGGGCAACAAGUUCUGUCCAGCGCUGAAGACGUUCCACAUCAAACACUGUGUGGGCGGGACACUGAAUCUGCAGUCAGCCACGAGGCUGUUGAACGUCUACUGGGAAGGACGGCAGUGCGUCUACGUGGAGUUGCCAUCAGCUGAGGCGGUUGAGCAGCUCUUGGCAGUACGUGGCCAAACAAAAGAGUGCUGGGGGUCGCGGGAUGACCCCAUGCCGUCCAUCGGGUGCGUCGAUGUGGAUCGAUGCCCACCAACGGAUCAAUGCACAGAGCGAGCGGGAAUGGAAACAGCGGCGAUAGUGGCGACGCGAUUGACGCCAUCCAGCAGCGAUGAAGACCAGAAGGCCCGAAAGAAGAAGAAGAAGAAGCGCAGGAGCAGCGAGACGGCGUGA
This is a messenger RNA of Hyaloperonospora brassicae, 2406 nucleotides long. NCBI's taxonomy places the organism in Eukaryota, Oomycota, Peronosporomycetes, Peronosporales, Peronosporaceae. The record is from the annotation of a GenBank genome assembly.